AUGGCAAAAAUGAAAAAAUCUACGGACGGUCAUAAUUAUUCAUCUUCUGAAGAUGCACAUCGUGAAUUUGGAAUUUCCAUUCAAGAAUUAGAAACAUUAAUGCAAAAACGAGGUCAUGAAGGUAUUAAAGAACUUAAUGAAACAUAUGGUGGUCUUAGUAGUAUUGAACAAAAGCUUAAAACAAAUUUAAUAAAUGGUUUAUCUGGUGAUGACAACGAUUUAUCAAUACGUAUGGCUGCAUUUGGUCGUAAUGAAAUUCCACCAAAACCACCAAGAACAUUUCUCCGUCUUGUACUUGAUGCUUUAUCAGAUAUUGUACUUGUUAAACCUAUUAUAUUUGCUAUCAUUUUAUUUGCUUUAUCAUUUUAUUAUCCAAGUGGAGAAACAUUUGAAGCUGAAGCAAAACCAAAGGAAGCAAAUGUUGCAUGGAUUGAAAGUCUAGUAAUUAUUAUUGCUGUAAUUGUAGUUGUUCUCGUAACAGCAUUUAAUGAUUGGACAAAAGAACGACAAUUUCGUGAUCUUCAAUCAAAAAUUGAACUUGAUCAAAAAUUUAAUGUUAUUAGAGGAAGUCAAGUAUAUCAAAUUUCAAUAAAAGAUAUUGUUGUUGGUGAUAUAUGUCAAAUUAAAUAUGGAGAUUUAUUACCAGCUGAUGGUAUUGUUGUACAAUCAAAUAAUCUCAAAGUUGAUGAAUCAUCAUUAACUAGAGAAACAGAUUUAAUUAAAAAACAUGAAUCAGAAGAUUCAUUUCUUUUUUCGGGUACGCAUAUUAUGGAAGGUACUGGUAAAAUGUUAGUUUUGGCUGUUGGUACACAUAGUCAAGUGGGAAUGAUAUAUAAAUUAUUGGGCACAAUCAAAGAAGAAAAUAAUGAUAAUAAAAAACAAAAUACUACUGCCGAUGAAGACGUUAGCAAACGUCAAGUAAAACCAGAAUCGACGACGACAGAUGCAGCUGUGAAUAAUCAGGGUGCAACUACAUUACAAGAAGUUAUACCUGAUAGUGCCAACCAAGCAAAUAAUAAAGAUGAUUUUGAUCGUUUUGAAUUUGAAGAACGACCAAGUCUACAAACAAAAUUAACAGAAUUAGCUAAUCAAAUUACAUAUGCAGGCAGAAGAAUUUUUAUUUUGAUUGUACUUGUUCUAUUGGUUUCAUUUGUAAUUGAAGAAUUUGUUGAACGACGUGAGUGGAGUAAUGAAUUCCGUAGUCGAGUUGCAGGAUAUUUAAUUACUGGUAUAACAGUACUCAUCGUUAGUGUACCUGCAGGUUUACCAUUAGUGGCAACAAUAUCGUUAGCAUAUACUGUUAAAAAAAUGAUGAAAGAUAAUAAUUUAGUUCGUCAUUUGGAUGCAUGUGAAACAAUCGGUAAUGUAACGACAAUAUGUGUUAAUAAAACAGGAAUAUUAACAACAAAUUGUAUGACUGUUGUACAAGUCUAUGUUGCUGAAAAACACUGGAAAAAUGUUGAAAAUUCAACUAAAGAAAUUAUUAUACCAGCUAAUACAAAAGAAAUUAUAAUUGAAGGUAUAUCUGUUAAUAGUAAUUAUUCAUCAAAAAUAUUAUCAUCAACCGAACAAGAAACAUUACCAAAACAAAUUGGAAAUAAAACUGAAAGUGGUUUAUUAGAUUUUGUUAGUGCUCUUGAUGGAAAUUAUGAUGAAAUACGUACAUAUUAUCCAGAAGAAAAAUUUCUUCAUGUUUAUACAUUUAAUUCAGUACGAAAAAAUAUGUCAACAAUUAUUCAACGACCUGAUUCAACUGUACGUAUGUAUACACGAGGUGCAUCAGAAAUUGUUUUAAAAAAAUGUAAAACAAUAUUAAAUCGUAAUGGAGACAUAGUACCAUUUUCAACUGUUGAUUGUGACCGCCUUAUACAAACAGUUAUUGAAUCAAUAGCACGUGAUGGUUUACGUACAAUAUGUUUAGCAUAUAGAGAUUUUUCAUCAGAUAGAUUACCCGAUUGGAAUGAUGAAACUAGUAUUGUAGAUCAAUUAACAUGUAUUUGUAUAUGUGGUAUCGGAGAUUCUGUACGACCGGAUGUACCUAUUGCGAUAGCUAAAUGUCGAAAUGCUGGUAUAACAGUAAGAAUGGUUACAGGAGAUAAUGUUGAUACAGCUCGAUCGAUUGCACUUAAGUGUGGAAUUAUAUCACAUAAUGACAAUGCUUCAGUGCUUGAAAGUGAAGAAUUUAAUAGAUGUAUAAGAUCAAAAACAAAUGGAGAGAUUGAACAAAAUUUAUUUGAUAAAGUUUGGCCAUAUUUACGUGUAUUAGCACGUUCAUCACCACAAGAUAAAUAUGUACUUGUAAGAGGUAUUAUGGCAUCAAAAAUCAAUCCGACACGUGAGAUAGUUGCUGUUACUGGUGAUGGAACAAAUGAUGCUCCUGUCUUGAGAGAAGCUGAUAUCGGUUUUGCUAUGGGUAUACAAGGUACCGAUGUAGCAAAACAAGCAUCAGAUAUAAUUCUUGUUGAUGAUAAUUUAAAUUCAAUUAUCAAAGCUAUUAUGUGGAGCCGUAAUCUUUAUGAUUCAAUAGGAAAAUCUCUUCAAUUUCAAUUAACUGUUAAUAUUGUUGUUGUAUUAUGUGCUUUUAUUGGAGCAUGUAUUGUAAGAGAUUCUCCAUUACGUGGCAUACAAAUGUUAUGGAUUUAUUUAAUUAUGAAUAUAUUAGCAUUAUUAGCACUUAUUAUUGAAGUACCAACAGAAGAAUUAUUAACACGUAAACCUUAUGGACGUAUACAACAAUUAAUAUCUCGCACAAUGAUGAAAAAAAUUAUUGGUCAUGCUAUUUAUCAAUUAGCUGUUAUGCUUUUUAUUUUAUUAGCUGGACCUAAAGUAUUUAAUAUUGAUGAUGGUCGUCCAAUUGAUAGUACAUUUAAACCAUCUCAACAUUUUACAAUGAUAUUUAAUGUAUUUGUCUUAAUGACUUUAUUUAAUGCAAUAAAUUGUCGAAAAAUUCAUGCUGAAAAAAAUAUUUUUCAUAGAAUAUCUAAAAAUCCAAUUUUUUAUGGUAUAUGGGUUGUUACAUUUAUUUUACAAAUUGUUCUUGUUCAAUAUGGUUCAUUUAUAUUUUCAAGUGUUGCAUUAACAUUUAAACAAUGGAUGUGGUGUCUUCUUUUUGGUGUUUCAGUUCUUCUAUGGAAUCAAAUACUUAAUUUGAUCCCAAUGACACGUUAUAUGCCGACAUUGGGUGGAAGUAAUGUUUAUGAACCAGUAUUACCUGGUGAGUUAGAUCGAGAAGAACAGUCAAGACCAGAAGCAAGUCUAACAAAGGACAAACACUUUGGCCACCACGAAUAA
Molecule: messenger RNA, 3291 nt
Organism: Rotaria sp. Silwood1
Lineage: Eukaryota; Metazoa; Rotifera; Eurotatoria; Philodinida; Philodinidae
Source: the annotation of a GenBank genome assembly